AUAGAUAUCUAUCUACCUGCCUGUCUAACCUGCCUGUCUAACCUGUGUGUGUGUCUCCAGAACCCAGUAACAGGCCUGUUGCCCUGCAGUGUCCAGCUGCCAGAUGCCUGGGUGCGUGACAAUGUCUACAGCAUCCUGGCGGUGUGGGGUCUGGGGAUGGCCUACAGGAAGAACGCUGACCGGGAUGAGGACAAGGCCAAGGCCUACGAACUGGAGCAGAGUGUUGUCAAGCUGAUGCAAGGGCUGCUCCAGUGUAUGAUGCGACAGGUGGCCAAGGUGGAGAAGUUUAAAUACACCCAAAGCCCCAAGGACUGUCUGCACGCCAAGUACCACACCCCCACCUGUGCUACCGUGGUGGGGGACGAUCAGUGGGGACACCUGCAGGUUGAUGCCACCUCUCUGUACCUGCUGGUUUUGGCUCAGAUGACUGCCUCAGGUCUUCGUAUCAUAUCAACCCUGCAUGAAGUAGCUUUUAUCCAGAACCUGGUCUUCUACAUUGAGGCUGCGUAUAAAGUUGCGGAUUAUGGGAUGUGGGAGCGAGGGGACAAGACCAAUCAGGGGAUCCCAGAACUGAACACCAGCUCUGUAGGAAUGGCCAAGGCUGCAUUGGAGGCCAUUGAUGAGCUGGACCUCUUUGGGGCUCAUGGAGGACCCAAAUCUGUCAUUCACGUUUUGCCGGACGAGGUGGAGCACUGCCAGGCGAUCCUGUGCUCCAUGCUGCCACGAGCCUCCACCUCUAAAGAGAUUGAUGCUGGUCUCCUGUCAAUCAUCUCCUUCCCUGCCUUCGCUGUGGAGGACGCAGACCUGGUCACCAUCACUAAGACUGAGAUCAUAUCCAGGCUACAGGGACGCUAUGGCUGCUGCCGGUUCAUCAGAGAUGGAUACAGAUGCCCGAGAGAGGACCCGUCCCGUCUCCACUACGACCCAGCUGAACUCAAACUGUUUGAGAAUAUAGAAUGUGAAUGGCCAGUGUUCUGGACCUACCUCAUUCUGGACGGCAUCUUCAGCGGAGACCUUGUACAGGUGCAGGAGUACAGAGAUGCUCUGGAAGAAGUCCUGAUCAGAGGGAAGCCCGGGAUCCGCCUGAUGCCUGAGCUCUACGCUGUCCCACCUGAAAAGAUGGAGGAAGAGUACAGGAACCCUCACUCCGUGGACAGAGUGGCUAUGGGUCAGUUACCUCACAUGUGGGGACAGUCCCUCUACAUUGUUAGCUCUCUGCUGGCUGAGGGAUUCCUCGCCCCUGGAGAGAUCGACCCUCUCAACAGGCGAUUCUCCACCAGUUUCAAGCCGGACGUAGUUGUACAAGUGUGUGUGUUAGCGGAGUCUAAGGAGAUCCAGGAGCUGCUGAAGAACGAUGAAAUAGAGGUCCAGACCAUCUCUGAGGUCCAGCCCAUCAGGGUCAUGCCUGCUCGUAUCCUCAGCCACGUCUACGUCAAACUGGGAAACUGCAAGAAGUUGAAUCUGAGCGGGAGGCCAUACAGGCACAUUGGAGUUCUGGGAACCUCGAAAUUCUACGAGAUCCGGAACCGCACCUACACAUUCACCCCUCAGUUCCUGGACCAGCAUCACUUCUACCUGGCUCUGGACAACCAGAUGAUAGUGGAGAUGCUAAGGACGGAGCUGUCCUAUCUCUCCUCCUCCUGGAGGAUGACCGGACGCCCUACCCUGACCUUCCCCAUCACACACAGCAUGCUGGUGGAUGAUGGUGAGAGCAUCGACCCGUGUAUUCUGUCCACUCUGAGGAAGCUGCACGAUGGAUACUUUGGAGGGGCAAGAGUUCAGAUGGCAAACAUCUCCAGCUUCCAGACUACCUCGUUUCACACAGAGCUCAGCUUCCUCGACGGAGACACUGAUGACGACCUGCUGGAGAAUGAAGAAGAUGAGGAAGACGAAGAAGAAAGUUAUGUCCCCUCAGGCAGCUCCAAGGACAUGUUUGACCACUACCUCAGCCAGCUGAUGCAGAGCACAGCCACCAAGUGUCAUCUCCCUCCCAUCCAGAGGGGGCAGCACCACAUGUUUAGUGCUGAACACACCACCAGAGACAUCCUCUCCUUCAUGGCCCAGGUCCAAGGCCUCAACAUGCCUAAGGCCUCCAUGUAUCUUCCUAUGACUCCCGUCAUGAACAAGCACCGUAAAUCCCUCAACCUUCUGCACGUGGCCCAGCUCACACCGCUCCAUCCACACCACCACACACCACAUCAACAGCAGCCCAAGCAGCCCAAGACCCCCAGUAUUGCAGACCUCCAGCUGCCGCGGGACUCCCAGGGUAACACAGACUUUGGGUCUCUGGUGAGACAGUUGAAGGAGUGUCCCACACUGCAGGACCAGGCAGACAUACUAUAUAUCCUCUGUGUGAUGAAAGGUGCUGAUUGGCUGGUGGACGUGGGGGGUCAGGGCGGGGUCAGUGUGAGGUGUCUCCUGGAGGAGCUGUAUGCCCAGGCUGGGGCCAACAAGGAGUGGGGUCUGAUCAGAUACAUCUCUGGUAUCCUGAGAAAGAGAGUGGAGGUGCUGGCCGAGGCCUGUACAGAUCUCAUCUCCCACCACAAGCAGCUGACAGUGGGGUUACCACCGGAGCCCAGGGAGAAAGUCAUCUCAGCUCCUCUUCCUCCAGAACAACUCAGCUCUCUGAUCUAUGAGGCCAGUGGGCAGGACAUCAGCAUCGCUGUGCUCACUCAGGAGAUCAUGGUGUACCUGGCCAUGUACGUCCGCUCCCAGCCGGCUCUGUUUGGGGACAUGCUGCGUCUCCGAAUCGGACUCAUCAUGCAGGUGAUGGCUACAGAGCUGGCCCGCAGUCUACACUGCUCAGGGGAGGAGGCCUCUGAGAGCCUGAUGAACUUGAGUCCAUCAGACAUGAAGAACCUGCUACACCACAUCCUCAGUGGGAAGGAGUUUGGGGUGGAGAGGAGCAUGCGUCCUAUGCAGUCCUCAGCCACCAGCCCGGCUGUCUCCAUACAUGAGCUGGGUCACACUGGAGCCACUAAGACGGAGCGCACCGGCAUCCGCAAGCUGAAGCGUGAGAUCAAACAGUUGGAUGACUCGUCUCGUCCGAUCAGCAUGAGUAACAGUGGUUAUUCCAUCAGCAGCAACGUCACCUCUCCCCGUUCCACGCGUUGCAGCAGCCCCUCCACCCCCAGUGGUAUCCUGUCCCCUGUUGGCCCCGGGGGGUCAGACAGCCACCUGCAGUGGGAGGAGCGGCAGGGCCAGUGGCUGAGGAGGAGACGGCUGGAUGGGGCCAUCAACAGGGUCCCAAUGGGCUUCUACCAGAAGGUGUGGAAGAUCCUGCAGAAGUGCCACGGCCUGUCAAUAGAUGGAUAUGUGCUGCCUUCCUCCACUACCAGAGAGAUGACAGAGGGUGAGAUCAAGUUUGCGGUGCACGUGGAGUCUGUUCUGAACCACGUCCCCCAGCCAGAGUACAGACAGCUGCUGGUGGAGGCUGUGAUGGUACUGACUCUGGUGGCUGAAAUGGAUGUGGACAACAUCGGAGGAAUCAUCCUGAUAGACCGCAUCGUACACAUGGCCAAUGACCUCUUCUUACAGGACCAGAGGACCCAUGGAGCCAAUGAGUACUUCCUGGAGAAGGAUCCAGCCACGGGGAUAUGUCACUUCUUCUAUGACAGCGCCCCUAGUGGCAGCUACGGUACCAUGACCUACCUCUCCAAGGCUGUGGUCACAUACCUACAAGACUUCCUGCCACAGUCCACCUGUCUCAUGCAAUGACGUAUCAGACUGGGUUUGAUGUAGAGCUCUCUCCCUGGCCUCGCAGGCAGCUAUCAAGAGAGUCUAGUCAAGUAAUAUAUGAUAGUGUGGAACGAAAUAUUACUGCCUAGUUCCGAUUCUCCACAAUUGUACGCUUGUUCACUCCCAUUCAAGGAUGAUUUAAUCAUUGGAUUGAAUUCUUGAAGUGAGUGAGUGCACACUUCAGAGAGAAGGGGGAGAACUAGACUUAGGUAGGAAGUUGGAUGGGGAUUGACCUAUGACCUAUGACUAAGAUAUUCACAACACACACUCUACUCAAAGGAGUGUUAUUGCAGCUAAUUGAUUGAUUAUAAUCAAUAAUAUAGCAGGUUUAAAAUGAAAUAUAUGUUUGUUUUUUAUUUUAAGCGUUGGACUACACGCAGUACUAAAAUUAUUUAUUAUUUUAAUUUUAACAUUUAAUAUAUAUGUGCAAAUCAGAUCUAGUUGUUUAAAACAAUCUAAUAUGAUAUAAUGCCUGUAUUUUGCCUAACCCUCCUCUAUUGUAUCAGUGUCUCACCCUGUCUUGUGGGAAUAUGACCAUAUCCAGGAGUUCCUAUGUUGUCCCGUGUUGAAGUACUGCAGCUGCCCGUGUACCUUUAAUACCACUGUAAAAUGUACCUCUCGUGUUAUCUCAAGGGUUGCUCACCAUCACCACUGUAUGUGUCACAAAUACUGUACAUUUAUCCAUAUGUACCCGGAGCAUGUCAGCAAGGCCUUCAUAGCUGCUAAUGUGAAUGUGUGCUUAUCUGUGAAGUGAAAUAAUGGCAAUGUGAUUAUAUAUAAACAUGGUUGAAUCAGUCCAACAGCGGUUCAUCCCAUAUUCAGCCUUUAGCCGUAUACAUCCUGUACAACAGGGUGUGUUAGACAUUAGCAUCCCAGCCGUAUACAUCCUGUACAACAGAGUGUUAGACAUUAGCAUCCCAGCCGUAUACAUCCUGUACAACAGAGUGUGUUAGACAUUAGCAUCCCAGCCGUAUACAUUCUGUACAACAGAGUGUGUUAGACAUUAGCAUCCCAGCCGUAUACAUCCUGUACAACAGAGUGUGUUAGACAUUAGCAUCCUAGCCGUAUACAUUCUGUACAACAGAGUGUGUUAGACAUUAGCAUCCCAGCCGUAUACAUUCUGUACAACAGAGUGUGUUAGACAUUAGCAUCCCAGCCGUAUACAUCCUGUACAACAGAGUGUGUUAGACAUUAGCAUCCUAGCCGUAUACAUCCUGUACAACAGAGUGUGUUAGACAUUAGCAUCCCAGCCGUAUACAUCCUGUACAACAGAGUGUUAGACAUUAGCAUCCCAGCCGUAUACAUCCUGUACAACAGAGUGUGUUAGACAUUAGCAUCCCAGCCGUAUACAUCCUGUACAACAGAGUGUGUUAGACAUUAGCAUCCUAGCCGUAUACAUCCUGUACAACAGAGUGUGUUAGACAUUAGCAUCCCAGCCGUAUACAUUCUGUACAACAGAGUGUGUUAGACAUUAGCAUCCUAGCCGUAUACAUCCUGUACAACAGAGUGUGUUAGACAUUAGCAUCCCAGCCGUAUACAUCCUGUACAACAGAGUGUGUUAGACAUUAGCAUCCCAGCCGUAUACAUCCUGUACAACAGAGUGUGUUAGACAUUAGCAUCCCAGCCGUAUACAUCCUGUACAACAGAGUGUGUUAGACAUUAGCAUCCCAGCCGUAUACAUUCUGUACAACAGAGUGUGUUAGACAUUAGCAUCCCAGCCGUAUACAUCCUGUACAACAGAGUGUGUUAGACAUUAGCAUCCCAGCCGUAUACAUUCUGUACAACAGAGUGUGUUAGACAUUAGCAUCCCAGCCGUAUACAUCCUGUACAACAGAGUGUGUUAGACAUUAGCAUCCCAGCCGUAUACAUUCUGUACAACAGAGUGUGUUAGACAUUAGCAUCCUAGCCGUAUACAUCCUGUACAACAGAGUGUGUUAGACAUUAGCAUCCUAGUAGUUAGCAUCCUUAUAGUUGAGACCACAAGGAAAGGGAGAAUCUGUUCUGCAGUUAAGGACGACUGAAACUGUUCUGUUUUUGUGUCUAACUUUAUUUUAUAUAUAUUAAAAAGAGUACAUUUCCAUAGAGACUAUAAAUAUAGUGGAUACAUAGAAAUAAUUUAUUUUUUAAAAAGUACUAUGACCGUUUAUAUAACAGACUAAAUUACAAUUAAUAUUGUCACUUUAAUCAAUUAAUACUGUCACUUUAAAUUACAUUUGAUAUUCCUGGCCAUGAAAUGACCAUGUUAUAAGUCUGCAGUUGAGAACAUUUUGACACGUGGACCAAGUUGAGGACAUUUUGACACGUGGACCAAGUUGAGGACAUUUUGAGGGGAUCAAUUCUAUAAAUCUAUUAGAACAGUGUCUGACACCAUGGUUUCACUCAUUCAUUCACACUACCUUGUAAAACAACAUGUAAUCAUUUGAAGGAAAUAUAUUUAAAUGCAAUCAAUUAAAUCCCUAAACUAAUAA
This is a messenger RNA of Salvelinus fontinalis (brook trout), 6206 nucleotides long. Its product is annotated as phosphorylase b kinase regulatory subunit alpha, liver isoform-like. The transcript has 30 exons. Gene Ontology annotation, biological process: glycogen metabolic process. Gene Ontology annotation, molecular function: calmodulin binding. NCBI's taxonomy places the organism in Eukaryota, Metazoa, Chordata, Actinopteri, Salmoniformes, Salmonidae. Gene Ontology annotation, cellular component: phosphorylase kinase complex. The annotation marks the transcript as partial. The record is from RefSeq and is a predicted model, not a curated record.